AUGUCCCACGCGGUGCUGCUGCUGCGGCGGCUCCGGCACCGGCACCGGGAACAGAGCCGGGACAGCGACGAGGAACAGGACUGGGAUCGGGAUCGGGAGUGUGACAGGGACCGGGAUCAGCACCGGGACCGGGACGAACCCCACGAACGGCACCGCGAUCAUCCCCGGGCUCAGGCCCGACACCCCGCACCGACCCCGCCGUCCCGGCUCUCCCUCCCCGUUCCCCUCGCCCCAUCCCCAUCCCCGAGCCCCCGCCGCGGCCGCCGCCGCCGCCGCCCGUACCCGGCGCAGCGCGUUUACCGGGUGCGCUGCUCCUUCCUGGAGCUGAGCGACGAGCAGGCGCUGCGGCGCUGCCGCCUGGACCGGGCCGCCAUCGCGGCGCUGUGCCGGGAGCUCGGCGCCGACCUGCAGAGCCUCACCGGGCGCAGCCACGCGCUGCCCGUGGCCGUCAAGGUCACGUCGGCCUUGGCCUUCCUGGCCUCGGGAUCCUUCCAGACGGCGUCGCGCCUCAGCACGGGCAUCAGCCAGUCGGCCAUGUCCAACUGCCUGGCGCAGUUCCUGGCGGCCUUACAGCGGCGGGCGGCGCGCUACAUCGCCUUCCCUCCUCCGCCCGCGCCCCCCGGGGACCCCCCGGCGCUGCCCGGCGUGCUGGGCUUGGUGGGCGCCAUGCACGUGGCGCUGAGGGCGCCGGCCGACGACGAGCCCAUGUUCCGGAACGCCGCCAACUUCCACUCCAUCAACAUGCAGGUGGUGUGCGACCGCCGCGGCCACAUCACCAACGUGGUGGCCAAGUUCCCCGGCUCGUGCGCCAACGCCACCGUGCUGGAGAACUCGGCCCUGGCGCGCCUCAUGGAGGGCAGCAGGCCCGAGGGGGUCUGGCUGCUGGGUGACGGCUCGUACCCGCUGAAGCCGUGGCUGCUGACGCCGAUCCGGGGCCCGCGCGGCGCGGCCGAGCUGCGCUACAACGCGCUGCACUGGCGCUCGCUGGCCCCGCUGCGCCGCACGCUGGGGCUGCUGCGCCGCCGCUUCCGCUGCCUGGCGGGCGGGGGGCUCCAGUACAGCCCCCCCAAGGUCUGCCAGAUCUUCCUGGCCUGCUGCAUCCUGCACAACAUCGCCCUGCGCCGCCGCGUCCCCCUGGAGCCCCCCGAGGGGCUCCCGCCCGCCCCCGGCCACCCCGAGCCCCCCCCGCAGCCCUGA
Pyrgilauda ruficollis (rufous-necked snowfinch) is the source of this 1197-nucleotide messenger RNA. RefSeq names its product putative nuclease HARBI1. The transcript is spliced from 2 exons. The coding region runs from base 1 to 1197 and encodes 398 amino acids. NCBI's taxonomy places the organism in Eukaryota, Metazoa, Chordata, Aves, Passeriformes, Passeridae. The record is from RefSeq and is a predicted model, not a curated record.